Molecule: messenger RNA, 2642 nt
Organism: Cylas formicarius (sweet potato weevil)
Lineage: Eukaryota; Metazoa; Arthropoda; Insecta; Coleoptera; Brentidae
Exons: 8
Coding region: 435-1670 (411 amino acids)
Biological process (GO): hemocyte migration
Cellular component (GO): membrane
Molecular function (GO): growth factor activity
Source: RefSeq, a predicted model, not a curated record
CGGUCGGUCGCGAACGUGGCUCUCACACGCACGAUCUGGUCCGCGGUGCAUCUUCGUUUCGCGGAUUCGGAAAAAUCGCCUCAUCGCGAUCGAAGCGUUUUUUUUCUUAUCGCGCGAAUCCGCCCGGUAUGUUCGUAAAUGACAUUAAAAUGUUUAAAAAUAGUUUGGUCAGUCUCAGGUAAUUUUAUUGGAAGGAAAUACCCAAAUUUUACCCAAGUACUAUUUUCGGGGCGCCCGUUGCCAACCCGCAAGGUGGUCCCGAAGACUAUUUUCCUCCGGAAUGCGGCCAUAUUUACGUCGUAAAAUGUUUUACGACCUUCGCCCAGGCGUUUCCGAAUAAUCACCGAUCGGAAGAAAAAAAAAAAGACCCGAAAAUAGUAAUGUGAGUUCAACGGCCAAAAUAACAAACAUGACGCGGUAACGAAACCGAAAUCAUGCGCGUGUCGACCACUAGAGUGCUGUUGUGUCUGUAUGUCUUCGUGCAAGCGGUGUCGGGUUACCAGACGACGAAAAAUGUCAACCAAAGGACUACGAACUUCUACGGGUCGUCGAAAAUGCGCCACUCGUCUAGGUUUCCCAACCUGGACAAGGUCAGGUCUCGGUUGGACACUCUGAAUGCUGAUCAGAGUUAUCCGAGGUUUAGGCACCACGGUUGGAUGCUACGCACUACGACGACUACGACUACAACGCAGUCGCCGUUAUUCGACGUCUACGGCGACCUGGAAGGCAACGAGGAUGACGGAGAGGAGUUCGGACUGUACGACGACAAAUUCGAAGACGACGACCCGACUCACGAAACCGCCGAAGGAGACGACGAUGACGACGACGCUUUCUUCGAUAGAGUAGCAGACGUCGUCGAUUCAACAGGCUUCCAAUCGGAACAGCCCACAGAAAAAUCUCACAUAGACUCCAGACCAGUCUCGAGUCUGACCGAAUAUAAGUGGAUCCACUAUGGCACUCUGGAAAGUGUCCGGGAGUCUCGCAGGAAACAGCUGAGCUUACCAAAGUCUGGUGAAGAGAACCACGUAAGCGCGGUGGUGGAGCACUACAUUCGGGUAAAGAACGACGGGCUUUGUCAAAAACCGAUACCCAAAGUUAUUCCGGUGCAGCAGGAACACCCGAACGCGUCCAUCACGUACAUACCCCAUUGCACGGUCUUGCACAGGUGCGCAGAAGAUACCGGGUGCUGCAAACACGAUACCACGUGCCAGUACAAAGCGAGGGAAGAGAUCCGAUUGUAUUUUUAUACUAAGGCCAUCGGCUCUUCAGAUCGUACCAGAGUAGAACAAUUGACUUUCUACAAUCACACUAGCUGCGAGUGUCGAUCGACACGUCGCCCCAAGGAUCAGCAAGACUUCGAAAAAGCGAGUCCCGCUUUCAAGUCGUACGGUUCGCUCGUUCACGAGCCUGAAAACUUGGAAAUAAAAUGCAAGUGCCCGGAUGAGUUCACGCCGAAGAUGAGGCCCUACGCGAAAUGCUCCUGCGAUUGCGAUCCGACUAAUCAGGACUGCCUGCGAAUGCAAAAGGGCAAAGAGUAUAUCGGUUUGAAAGAUAGACUAUGUAUCCUCAAAAACCAAUGCGGCACCGUGCAGUGCGAGUACGGAUCUUACAUCAGGGAACGAGGCAGGUGUCCCAGAAAAGACGAAUUCUUGCGAUCUAAAAUGAAAUAAUCUUUUUCGGUCGUUUUCGACUUUGCGCGCGCUGUGAUCAUUUUUACGGAGAAGGCGUUAGAUGCAGGAGUACAAAACAUUCUUAGGGCGACGAAUCGGCAGAAAGUUUUUGGUACCAUUUUUAUGUUUUGAUAUUUUAGUAAACAUCAAAAACUUUUGUUUUAUAUAAAUCUAAUUUAACGGUCAGGAAUAAUUAUUUAAAUAGAAUUCGAAACUUCAUAGCUGGCAAUUGAAAGUGUUUUGAAACUUUCCUCAAUUGAAUAAUUUCAAAGCUAUUAUUCAUCGAAAACGUUUUUUUUUCUAUUAUUGGUAAUAAAGACUAAAAAUAAAACGGAUUGUCAAAAAUUUUUGAUAUCGACAUCUAUCUAUUGGGACAACAUUGGUAGAUUUUUGAUUUUGAAUUUUUCCAAAGUUUGAGCAAAUUGCUUUUGAAAUGGUUACAAUUCUUUAUUUGUUGACUAAUUUCAGAUUCAGUUUGUUGUCUAAACAUGGUGUUUCAAAAAUUCUUCAGCUAAUUUCUAGGGUAAAAAUAAGCAAGGGACGACCAAAAAAUAUAUAUAUUUUUAAUAUUUCUGAAUCGACAUUUAGUUGUCAAUAAAAGUUUUUAAAACUAAAAUACAAAAUUAAAAAUAUAAAAAUAAAAAGUUUGGGGAAAAGUGUGUUUAUUAACCAAACUCAUGGUAUUUUUUAAUAUUCCAUUUAUCUUAGACAUUAGCCGAAGGUAUUUUUGAAAAAUUCUGCAUACAAUUACAAACAAAAAAUACAUAUAUUUUUUAAACUUUUGCGGUAGGAAUAUAUUAAAUUAUUUUAAUAGUGAAUGAGAUAUAUAUAUAUAUAUUUUUAAUUUUUUUUAGAAAUGUAGUUCUUAGAUGCUUUACCCGAAACCUAGUCUAUUAGAUUUAUUUAGGCGAUAAUUUUUUAACGAUAAAGGGUUGUAAAAAUUGUGUAAAUGUUAUAAAAUUCUUUCAAGUU